AUGAAAUGAAACUAUAAAUCCAAAAAAAGCCAAUCCUCAAUUUCUCAUCUCCCAAAACUCGCUUCUCUAUUCGUUUUACCCCACCAAAAAUUUAGAUUCUAUUAAUUUUUAAUUUUUAAUAUUUUUUAGGUUUUUUUUUUUUUUGGUUUUAGUACUUGAAAACAUCUCUUCCUUCAUCAUCGUUUGAGCUCCCAAUCUUCGAACAGAAAAAACCUAAAUUAAGAACGAAGCGCCCAAAAAGAAAAAAGAAAAAGCUUUGGGAGCUCCUUCCUUCUUUUUUGUUUUGUUUUGUUAUUGUUUUGCAUGGUGUUUCUCAUCAUCGGGUCCAUAGCUACGAGUGAUUCAAUUCGUUUUCCUCUUCAGCUACAAGGGAAUAAGAAGAAGAAGAAUAAGAUCUUAUGCGACAUUUGAUCUCUAAAACCCAUUAACAAAAAGCUGCGGGUCCUAGACUAAUCAUCUCAUUAGGCAGAUGGAUGAAAACAAUGCGGCUAAGUUAACCGGAAUCAGGCAGAUCGUGAGGCUAAAGGAGAUUCUGCAGAAAUGGCAAACCGUGACGAUAGGGCCCAAGUCAGACAUCCCUCCACUGGCAGCUGGAAAGGAAGCGGCGGAAAUGAUUGCGCCGGCGAUCAACAAGAGGCUAUUAGCCGUCAAGAACUGUGACUCCGAUGAGGAAAACUGCCAAAGCCCUGAGCAUCCGGCUGAUGUUCCCAAAGGGUAUCUAGCGGUUUACAUUGGACCGGAGCUAAGGAGGUUCAUCAUUCCAACUAGCUAUCUCAGCCACUCUCUGUUCAAGGUGUUGCUCGAGAAGGCAGAGGAAGAGUUUGGGUUUGACCAGAGCGGUGCGCUCACCAUCCCUUGCGAGGUCGAGACUUUCAAGUACUUACUUAAAUGCAUGGAGAACAAUCUCAAAGGCCAUCACCCUGAUGACAGCUCCGAUGGGGAUGCAGUAGUAGCAAAGGAAGAGUAAAUACAAAUCAAGUGAUAAAAAACUCAUAAAAAAACUCUUCUUUUGUUAUUAUGAUUAUUAUUAUCCUCUGAUAUUAUUAUUGAUGAAAACUGUUAGGGAUGGUAACUUUGGGGUGUAAUUGUAAAAUCAGGUUAUAUUUUUAUUUUCCUGGUUUGUUUUUUUCCUUUCUCCAUUCUUUUUCAAAGACAAUUUAAGUUCUUAGGACAUGUAUGUUAGAUGUGAAAGGAUUUGGUGGUAAAAGUGUGAUAUAAAGAUUAAACAAAGAUAUAUGUACGAAAAAAUGUGAACAUUUCUGUUCUCUUCCGUUUUUUAUGAUCGGAAAGUAUUAUUAUGUGUCUCAAUCAAGAAGACUAUUGAAUAAUGAUAUACC
This is a messenger RNA of Thlaspi arvense, 1337 nucleotides long. Lineage: Eukaryota; Viridiplantae; Streptophyta; Magnoliopsida; Brassicales; Brassicaceae. The record is from the annotation of a GenBank genome assembly.